This is a messenger RNA of Hippocampus zosterae (dwarf seahorse), 596 nucleotides long. RefSeq names its product CCR4-NOT transcription complex subunit 10-like. Gene Ontology annotation, biological process: negative regulation of translation; mRNA catabolic process. Gene Ontology annotation, cellular component: CCR4-NOT complex. NCBI's taxonomy places the organism in Eukaryota, Metazoa, Chordata, Actinopteri, Syngnathiformes, Syngnathidae. The record is from RefSeq and is a predicted model, not a curated record. The transcript is spliced from 3 exons. Bases 73 to 366 code for a protein of 97 amino acids.
GUAUUUUCUCUCUCUGCAGCAGGCAAGCAGACCCCCCUUUGUUAUCCCAGCAGUGUGACUUCAGCUCGAGCCAUGAUGCUCUUCAACCUUGGCAGCGCGUACUGCUUACGAAGUGAAUAUGACAAAGCCCGCAAGUGCCUUCAACAGGCUGCAUCGAUGGUGAACACUAAGGAGAUUCCACCUGAAGCCAUCUUGUUGGGAGUCUACUUGGAGCUACAGAAUGGGAAUACUCAGCUGGCCUUGCAGAUCAUCAAACGCAACCAGCUGCUGCCCCCGGCAGUCCAGAGGGUGUCGCCAGAUUCCCGCAAGAAACCCAUGCAGCCAAUCCAGCUUCCUUCAUCGUUCACACAAGUCCAGCGCAAAUGAGCCUCCAUAAUCACCAUGAUCCCAUUCGACCACUGACACACUCACUCUGAGGAGUCUUGCUAUUUAUUAUGCUUCCGACUUCAGCAUCAAGAGCCGUAAGAAAUGCAAAUCUGAAUGCUCCCGGAUGUGAGAAGUGAUCAUAGACUGAGGCUCACUGAGGUCAUCCUCAUUUUUAAUUCAUUUUGCCUCUUGGCCUGAAUCAAAAAAAUAAAAUUUUAUUUACUAUACCA